AUGGACCUUUUUCUACCACAGCGACUGGCAGGCGUCGAUCUGCGAACAAGCGAGUCGUUUGACUGCAAAGAAGGCUUCGGUUACGGGCCCUUCCAGAAGAGGAUGCUCCUCCUGAUUUUUCUGGGAGCAUUCUCGGUUAAUUGCCAAACCGUCGUGGUGCCCCUCGUCACCGGUGACGUCGACCAUUGGUGCAAGCCGCUCGCCGGGUUCAACAUCUCUGCAGCCGAUUGGAAGAAUAUUGCCAUACCGACAGAGGCUGAUGGACGCUUCAGCCGCUGUCGCGUCUACGAACGCUGCAAGCCACCCGCUGGACCUGGCGUGGCCGGCUGGUGGUACAACCGAUGCUUCCUCAGCGAGCGUGAACUCCAAGACACCAACGACACACGCGACGCGCCCUGUGAAGAGUGGGAGUACGACAUUCGGACGGCCGAGACCAGCGCGGUGAGCUUCUGGAACAUGGUGUGCCACCGACGUUUGCUGCCGGCCGCCAUUUUGACCCUGCAGAAUACCGGUGCUGUCAUUUCGCUUAUCCUGAUCGGAGCUUUCGUGGACUACGUCGGGAGGAGAGCCAUGCUCGUGGGCUCGGCAGUCGUUAUGGCGACCGGCACGGUAUGCACCUUCGUUGCGACAGGCUACGCGCAGUACGCUGUGGCGCGCUGCCUUACCGUGGCAAGUGUCGCCGUGCAUACCGUUUUCACCGCUCUGAUACCAUUCGAGGUGAUGACGCACGCGCACAGGCCGCAACAACUCCUCCUACUGGCGGUCAUGGGCCUUGCGUUGAGCGAAGUUUGGAUCGUAAUCGUCAAAUCCUUGAUCGUCGACUGGCGUCUGAAGCAAAUCAUCUGCCUCGCCCCGACGGCUCUCCUGCUCCCUGCUUUAUUUACCGCUCGAGAGUCGCCCCGUUGGCUCGUGGCGAAAGGAAGACUAGAAGCGGCAGAAGCAGUCAUGAUGGAGGGGGCUAAGACCAACAACGUCCCAAUUGCGGUCACGGCCUGUCUCAUGGAGAAGCUCAGAAAACAGAUCAAGAACCAAGUGGGUCGUGAAAGCGGAGACAGAGAAGGCCUGCUGGACUGUCGCUCCCUCCGACGUCGAGCCUUGGCCAUGUUCGUUGUCUGCUUCUCCAUAUCGUUUGUCUGUUUCAUCGACGCCUUCUCAUCGGCCCAAUACAACGAAUCUUGGAUACCGAGCCUCACGGUUGUCUUCACACUGGCGGCGUACAUGGCGAUGCACUUCCUGAUUACCGACGUUAACGUCGCCAGGGUACUUACCGCUUGCUUUCUGUUGACGGGCGUCAUACAAUGCGCAAUCAGUAUCGCCGCUGGCAGUGAUUUCGGUAUGAUCGCCAAGACCUUGCUCGUGCUGUCCAAGGGCAUCACGAACGUACUGAUCGUCCGCUGUUUGACGUAUGUCCUGGAGCUCUUCCCAUCGGCCGUGCGGGCAGGUGUUGUAUGCUGGGUGCUCACCAGUGGACGCAUUUCGGCCAUGUUCGCGGCAGUGAUCCUUGUCCUGAAGCCGGCCGGACGCGAAGACGUGGUGUUCGGUUUUGCGGGACUGUUCCUCUUUGCCUCCCUGCUCGUCAUUCGCGCCCUUCCACGCGUGACGGUGGUCGAGAAGGCCAUAAUCGUGGCCCGGCGGCCUUCGGACCCCGGCAGAAUGUCUAUGGACCACAUGAAGCGCACGCUCGAGCAGCGGUGCCUACGUAAGAAGUCCAAGACCUCGAGCCUAGAGGGCUCCAGGUCCAGCAGGAAGAGUCGAAAGAGCGGGAGCGUCAACAGUUCUCGCAGUUCUUCGACGCCCCGCCGACCUCAGACCGAGCGGGCGCCGGAAUGAGGCAGCGGAAGCUUAGUGUACAUUGACUGUGUACGGUGUC
This is a messenger RNA of Dermacentor andersoni, 1870 nucleotides long. RefSeq names its product solute carrier family 22 member 7-like. Gene Ontology annotation, cellular component: membrane. Gene Ontology annotation, biological process: transmembrane transport. The record is from RefSeq and is a predicted model, not a curated record. Gene Ontology annotation, molecular function: transmembrane transporter activity. NCBI's taxonomy places the organism in Eukaryota, Metazoa, Arthropoda, Arachnida, Ixodida, Ixodidae.